AUGCUAAAUCUUAGAAGUUUUAUUCCAACAAGUUCCAAAGAUCCUUCAACUGGAACUCUAGUUAUUCAAAAAGACUAUCUCACUCUACCGAAGAACAGCAAGUGCGGAAUCCCUGGCAUCUUCCAAAUUCCGGUUGAUGAAAAGGGCUUAUGUAGUCCAUCCUACGAUUUGGUCACUAAAGGUGUAUCGUUUGCUGGACAUGACAUUGUCCGCUGUAUCGUUACUCCAGCAUCCGAUAUAACUGUUAUUCCCUGUGAUCUCAGCGCUUUUAUUAUAGAAAAGAAUGGAUUUCAAAUUGAGAAGACCAAUUUUUUUCUUCAGUCUUCCAAAGACAAUAAAUUCACCAUAAUGACUGGCGAAUCCACUAGGGUAAAUCUUGGCUUAGUGCUCCGGAGUGCAAGAGAUUUGACUCAACGAUUUCAAAUCGAUGGCGCAGUUUUACUAAACCCUGGGCUUUCGAUCCAGCUUCCGCCCGAGGGUAUACCUGUAUGUCAACUUGGAAUGGACUUCAUCACUAAGUAUCCAUACCUUUUUUAUGUACCUAGGUCCGAUCCUUCUGGGAUGAUAGACUUUAUGAUUGCAAGGGAUCCGUUUGCCUCGAGGCCCUACAGUGUUAAUGAACAAUUUUACAAGACAGUCAUCGUUCAUGUCGAUGGGUACUAUGACAAAGAUACAGGAAAGAUUGGAUAUGGGGUCUUUUUUAAAUCCGGUUCUGUUCUCAACAUGUUAUCAGGUGUAAGCAUGUAUGACAAAGCUGGAAACAAACAUACGUCAAAGCUCAGGGAACGCGGAAUAUUGAUGGCCAUAAUCAAGACGCUUCAUGCUGUUAGCGCCUUUCCUAUUGGUCGUGACUUUAGAGGUGUUGUUAUCAAAAGUACCGACCCUUCUAUCGCCAGGUUGAUGGCUGUGACACAGGUUACAAUGAAGAAUAUUUUCACAAAUUCAAAGAGAAUUAAUGAGGACGAUUUUGAUCCUAUGGAAGGAGGUUACUACUACCCUAACGCCAAUAGAGAUUUGAUGCUUUAUUUCUGUCGUACAUUCCUUCGAAAAGAACUUGGGUUCAAGAUUGUUUUCGAGGACUCAAAGGUCUGCGGCGAAGCACAGGCAGCGAAUAUGCUAGCCAUUACUGCAUCUCAGAUGGAGGAGUUUUCUGUGACAAAGAAACUUGAUAACCCGAUCAACAAUAGCGCUUGGUCAUCUACACAGACUCGAUCUAGAGAGAAGAAUAAAGCAACUUGUUCUGACAUAGCUUCCUUAUCAGAUAACGUCAGCUUAGAGGAAGACCCUCUGUAUAUCAGUCUUGGGCUCGAUGGGUACUUCAGCAUUCAACAGAGUAAAGUCCACGCAAUAAUGAAAGCCGCAGAUUUAGCGGGUACGGAUUCUCAAGAAAAGGUAGAGAAGUCCACAGAUCUGGCUUUAAACAAAAAGCACAUCUCUAUUUCAAAGCCGAUAGCGGAUACAAAAACCAAACUUGAAGAAAAGAUAGGGAUCUCCAUCAACGCAAAGACAGCCAUUGGGGGUUCCAUCGAUGAAGGGUAUUAUAGGUAUGGGAAAGGAAAGAUGAAAGAGGAAUCAACAUUUGCAAAAUCAAAAUUGGAAUAUAGUCAUGAGAUACAAACGAAUGACCCGGUGCAGAAGAAAAUGGAAAUGAGGAUUCGGGAUGAGGCGGAUGCCAGAAUUUCGGAAGCCAAGAAUGAAGGAAAGAACAAGUAUCUCAGUGCCGAAAAGCAGAUGGUGAUUCAGAUGCAACAUAUUGCUGAGGAAGGCUUAGUGAAACAGCAAUUAGUUAACAAGCAAAUAGACGACGAGCUUACUGCGACUAAGGCAAAUUUCAACAAGAAACGCGAACUCAUCGUGAACGAAACUAGAGUAAAAAUCGAUACGAUCAACGCAGAAGUAGCCCGGUGCCUGGAGUUGGUUGGGCUAAAGGCCCUCGAGGAUGCUGGCAAAAAUCAAUCCAUGUCCAAGGGAAAAAUGAGGGAAGGGACAGAAUGGUCUAGAAAUAAUGCGUCGAAAAGAUUUCGGCCACUCAGGGUCAAUUAUAAUACAGAGUCUGAGUAG
Molecule: messenger RNA, 2061 nt
Organism: Morchella sextelata
Lineage: Eukaryota; Fungi; Ascomycota; Pezizomycetes; Pezizales; Morchellaceae
Exons: 1
Coding region: 1-2061 (686 amino acids)
Source: RefSeq, a predicted model, not a curated record